This is a messenger RNA of Manacus vitellinus (golden-collared manakin), 4637 nucleotides long. RefSeq names its product RAB22A, member RAS oncogene family (gene RAB22A). The transcript is spliced from 7 exons. Bases 1 to 699 code for a protein of 232 amino acids. The record is from RefSeq and is a predicted model, not a curated record. Gene Ontology annotation, molecular function: GTP binding; GTPase activity. NCBI's taxonomy places the organism in Eukaryota, Metazoa, Chordata, Aves, Passeriformes, Pipridae.
AUGGCGGCGCGGCGCAGCCUGAGAGGGCGGGGCGCGGGUAACGGCGGCGGCGCGCGCGCGGCCGCGAUGAUCGAGCUGGGCCGCGUCUCGCUCUCGCUGAAGGCGCGCCGCCCGGCCAUUGGCGCUGAGGGGCUCAAGUUGCCUUUGGGGGACACUGGUGUGGGCAAAUCAAGUAUCGUGUGGAGAUUUGUAGAAGAUAGCUUUGAUCCCAACAUCAACCCAACCAUAGGAGCCUCAUUUAUGACCAAGACUGUACAGUAUCAGAAUGAGCUGCAUAAAUUCCUGAUUUGGGAUACAGCUGGACAGGAGCGGUUCCGUGCUUUAGCCCCCAUGUAUUACAGAGGCUCAGCAGCAGCCAUUAUAGUGUAUGACAUCACAAAAGAGGAAACAUUCUCAACAUUAAAGAACUGGGUUAAAGAGCUUCGCCAGCAUGGACCUCCCAACAUUGUUGUAGCUAUUGCAGGAAAUAAGUGUGAUCUCAAUGAUGUGAGAGAAGUCAUGGAAAAAGAUGCUAAAGACUAUGCAGAUUCCAUUCAUGCAAUAUUUGUAGAGACAAGUGCGAAAAAUGCAAUAAACAUUAAUGAACUCUUUAUAGAAAUUAGUCGCAGAAUUCCAUCGACCGACACCAACCCCCCAUCCAGCGGGAAGGGCUUCAAACUGCGGAGACAGCCAUCGGUGACGAAGCGCAGCUGCUGUUGACCGACCCCCUUAGAAAGUCAAACUUGUUCCUACAGUAGGUGGUCUUGGAAGUUCAUAGUUCACGUUGGGUUUGUAUUCUCAGUCUUAGAUCUUUAUCUGCUGGUGUUCAUACGCCCGGGGUCCCCCCCCAAAAAAAGGGACCAGCUCAUCCGACAGCCGCACGCUGGCAGACAGGACUGCAGCCGCGAUGCCGUGGGGCGUCUCUCGCGUUCAAAGGGAAUCCGUCAUCACUUUUUUUGGCCUUGCCUGACAGGAAGGUGACUUUAUGGGUGGUAGAACUGAAAGGUUUAAUAGUUUUCUAAUCAAGGUUUGAGGAGGUUUGUCUUUGUUUGUUUUUUUUUUUGUUAAAAAGGGAAAUGAGCACUUUUGUGGGACAUCAGGGUGGGAGGAGUCUGGAAGUUAGAUGUCAUUUCUUCCUUUUCUUCAGUGAGCCUUAUUUUAAAUUUAAGUGUAGCUAAUCCAAAGUGUGGUGGGACAGUGGUGUGAGAUGGCUACAGAAUAAGCAGCUGAAGAUAAAUAGUAGGUAAAUCAGUCCAUCCAGUCCCCAAAUCCCAUUUGCACUUUUUAUUUAAAGAUGAUAUGCUCUGGGGGUGGGGACACAAGCAACAGAUAUUAAACCACAGACAAUCUUUCUUUCAUGCUGACUGUAAUCACUUUAAGGCAAAAUGAUAUGCUCAUAGGCAUCUUUUUGUUCUCAAAAGUUUUUUAAUAUUAAGAUGUUGGUUGAAGAAAACCUGCCUGUAGUUCUGACUAAAUUAAGUGGUUACUGACUAAAAACAGAUGCUGUAAACAGAUGCUGCCAGUGGUUCUGAUGAGACCUACAGGUUUUUGGGGAAAGCUUUUGAUUUCUUGGCAUGUGUAAAGUGUUCAUAGUAUAUUUAUGAGACCAGUGUUUAAAGUAUUAUAAAUUAUGUAAAAAUGGUAAAAAAUAAUGCAAUCUUCUACACUCCUUCCAUUCCACACCUAUGGAUAAACCCUUGGGGACUCUCCAUCAGGUUUUUUUCCUGCAUUUUAGGUAUUGUCACUGUGAGUUCAUCCAGAGGCAGAUGAAAUUCUUUCUCUUUCAAUCACAUCUGAAAGGGCCAAUAGAGAAUGCUGUCAGUGCAGCAUGAGGACUGUCUGUUGAACAAGCUUUCAUCUGGGGUGCACCCAGUCUUUCCUAUUUUGGGCACAAAAAUACAAAUAGGAAGUAACCUUAAGACACGUGGUAACGUAGAUCGUUACCACUUGGUUCCUGGGGUUUUUCAUCUGUGAGGGGUUUUAGCAAUUCAGUGUUUAGCUUAUUCUGUAUUGGUUUUAGUAGGCUUUCAAUUAAACCAUAGGUUGACCAUACCUGUUUGUGCUAUUUUAUUUAUUUUUACUUUUUGUUUCUUACCAGCACUAGUGAGAAACUUUUAUACUUUUGAAGAAGAAGAGCUUAAUAGACUUGAGUAUAUACUAAAAUAUGCUGUUUAGCUUUAGUAUCAAAAUGAGGUCAUGUUGAUGAUGCUUAUUCUUUGUUUUUAAUCUGGUUUUCUAUCAUCUCAAGUAUUUUCUCUGAAGGAAAUGUAAGAAAGUUUGUAAGAAAGGAAAGGACUCGUAGUUCAGAUUAGUUUGUAUCCGUGACAAUUCCCGGAGAGCUGUUCUGGAGCAAAACAGGCAAACUGUUGCAGUGAGGUUCCUGAAAGGGUCAGUAUGUUUGAUGAAAUUUGGUGACUACAUUUCUGUCAUGCCUUUUGCUUACCCUGCCUGCACUGCCAAUGAUGCCUUCUUUGCCACACACCCAAAAAGUACAACUUCCUUGCAUACUCCCUGUCCUUUUGCAGUUCUGAUCCUGAAUUACUGCAGUUAAUGAAAAGAUGGAAAUAGCCAGUGUUUGAGAUUGUCUAAACUACAAACCCUGGAGGGAGGCUGCUCUUUAACUCUUGCCUGUUUAAACUGACAGACGGUUGAUGUAAGUUCUGAGUCAAGAGAACUGUUUAUUGAUCCAUUGGCCCCAGCUGGAAGCUGCAAUAGUCUUCCCUGGAUGAGAUGCACAUGUUGAUUGCUUCAUUUUUCUUGGAGAAGAAUGGUUUCUUUUGUAUUAAUAAUUUGUCAGGUCAUCUGCUUUCAUCUUGCACUAGGCUUGCUGGAAUUGAUUUUAUUUUGUCCUAACAUAGCUUCUCUAUUUGGUGAUACAUUAGUAUUUGAGUGUUUGGAGAGCUGAUUAUCAACUGUUCCAGCUAAAUUUUUUAGUAACUUUUUUCUGUGAAGAAGUUGUUAAAAAAGCUCAGGAUUGACAUUUUUAUUCCACCAUAUCUUUCUGCUUAAUGAGUGGAGCUCAUCAGAGAGACCAAACUUUCAGGUGCUCUCAAAGGGAAUUCCACAAUCACAGAAUGGGUCAGGUUGGAGGGGAGCACAGUGGGUCAUCUGGUUCAACUUCCCUGCUCCAGCAGCAUCUUCCCAGAGCACAUGGCACAGAUUAAUUCCUGCAAAACAAGUCUGGAAUGGUAAAGUAUUGUGUAUGUAAAAAUGUAGCGAGGUGCAUGUCAUAGCAUUGAUCCAGAGUAGUUUUUUUACUGACAAAAUAUAACUGUUUCAACUUCUAAACAACACCACUACCAUUUUUUCACGUGCAAGUUACAGAUUUGAACAAAAAUAUAAUUUGGUAAAUAUUUAGUUCUUAAGCUUUGGAGCAACUUGAAUGUGCUCCCCAAGUUUCGGGAGGUGUCUUCAUCCAACCCUCUAAAUUACAAAGCCACUUGGCUGCCUUGCCAGGCUCCUGAUCUGUGCUGUAGGUAAUUUUGUAGGAUAUUUUUUAUCCAUCCUGAAAACUGGCACAACUAAAUGCCCAAGAAGGCAAAAUCUGGAAACUUACAUUUAAUAACAUGAACGUCUAGUAAUCCUACUACUGAAAAUUGUUACAGGUGCUUUGAAAAGCUCCAAGACAAUUCUAACACCUUUUGCUGUUGCCAAGAAGGUAAAGACUUUGUUCUUAGGUCCAUGUUGAAACAAAACAAAUCACUGCUCUUCAGAACCCCGCUGACAUCAGUGAGACCCUUCCUUUAAGUGUUGCAGGAUCAGACAGUUAAUGGUUUAGAAGGAUGUUUUAUGCAGACUUGAGUCUUUGAUGUGUUGCUUUACAUUUAAUGCCACUGGCCUGCUCAAGAAAGAUUAUUUAUUUGCUUGGGAAAAGAGUAAGAGGAGAGGAGACAGUGCCUGCUUACUGAUUUGGAAGUCUAAUCCUUUAACCUGAUUGAGGGAGAGCUACAUUUGUGGUUAAAGCUUCAUUUAAUUAUCAAGAAGUAAUUCAGGGUGGAUAUCUUGGAUGGUUUAGAAGUUGGCCUCAGCAACACUUUUUUUGUUAUGCUGUUAAGCUUAAAUUAUUCCUCAAAAUUAGUGUUAAGUUCCAGUAUAAGGUAGUAUUAGUUGGAAAAGGAAGCUGUAGCAGUGAUGUUUGAAUGACUUGCUUGUGGAACAGUCUUUAGUGUGUAUUAAGGGUGUUGUAGUCUAUUUGUGGUGUGCUGUGUCAGCAAUCUGCAAAGACUGUCUUGGGAAUUGCUGCUGGACAGGACAGAAGCUGUCAGAACAGUGGAGCCUCACUGAGUGAACCUCCCUCACAGCAGCAAUAGCUACAGACAAGCAGGGAAAAAUCAUCUCAAACACGAGGAGAGCCUGCAUCAUUCACUGACUUCAAUUCUAUACUGCCUGUUCAGUUCCUAAAAAGGCUUCAUGUAUCUCUUGUGAACACUUUCAACCUCUAGAAAAAAAGAGGCUUUUCUGUCCAUGGACAAGAGAGCAGGACAAACUUUCUUAACUUUCCUGGCAGGAAGUGGUUUUACAGAGACCUGGGAUUGUUUAUACCCCACGAGUCAGUUACUUGAAGCAGGAGAAUUGUGUGCUUGGAAUUAAGCCUCUAAAAAAGUCUGCACAAAAUUCUCUGAAGAAAACUGUUAAUGUUUUAUGUUCAGAUCCCAUCC